CUAAUUAUUGAUGCUAGAGCAGAGGCCCGCUCCACAUCUUCGGGAGACAUGCAGUCAUAUAUGACAUCAGUACACAGAGGUAUGUAAAAUGGUUACAAGUUUAAAUUCAUUAUUAUUAGUAUUGUUGUUGGUGUUAUAAUUAUUGUAAUUAUUAUUAUUUAGGUUGUGGAGAUAGUGUCCAUGUUCUAAAUUUAAAUUUCUUAUGUGUCUGUUCUUAAUUGUAGGUGAUCAAAUUUUCCCAACCAAUUUCCAUCCAGCUGUCCCUUUGGAUGAUGUGGUUUGGCUAGUAGAUUCAAUGGAGAGGGAAGGUUGA
Molecule: messenger RNA, 313 nt
Organism: Porites evermanni
Lineage: Eukaryota; Metazoa; Cnidaria; Anthozoa; Scleractinia; Poritidae
Source: the annotation of a GenBank genome assembly